AUGUCGUCUGGACAGUCAUACAAUCGGCCAAUCCUUGAGAGACCGGUUUCAGGUUCUUUUAAUGUGCAUAGGCCCACGCCUCCUCCGAUUUCAGUUAAUUUUCAGCAGUCUCCGUUGGUCAGUUCCAAGACUACGAACGACUUGAGUGAGAGUGCGGAAGAGAAACCAUUUGAGAAUGGGGCUCCUCCGAUCCUCAAGAGGGCAUUGACAAGCGCCGAUAACUACAUUUCUCUAGACCAGAUGUAUCCUGGACGCAGCAACAGCGGUAUACAAAGUAGCAGCGAUUCUCUUCCCUCGAUGGAAAGUAUCGGGUCUGAAGAAGAGCAAUCAGAGCUGCAGUCGCAAUCGCAGUCACGUUUGUAUUCGGAGUCGCCGUUACAGUCUCCACGUGGCGAGGACAGCGUUUCGAUACCAAGAGAGUUGCCUAUCAGUGAAGCUAUGCAGAGGAGACAGAAGGAGUGGGCGGACCGUGGUGCUGCGGUUAUUGUGAAAGACGUGAAGGACGAAAACACGGGACAAGUGACAAAGCAAGUGAUUAAGAAAGGAAUCAACGAUUUUAAAUUCGGAGAAACGUUGGGUGACGGUUCGUACUCCACUGUUCUGUUGGCCACGUCCAUCGAAAGUGGUAAAAAAUACGCAGUGAAAGUGUUGAACAAGGAGUACUUGAUAAAGCAAAAGAAAGUUAAGUACGUUAACAUCGAGAAAAACACCUUGCAACGGCUCAAAAAUACCAGGGGUAUCAUCUCACUAUUCUUCACAUUCCAGGAUGAGACGUCCUUGUACUUUUUGUUGGAAUACGCUCCAAAUGGCGACCUCUUGUCGUUAAUGAGAAAAUUUGGAUCCAUGAACGAGAAAUCCGCUCAAUACUACUCAGCACAGAUCAUCGAUGCUCUCGAUUUUAUGCAUAAAAAGGGUGUCAUUCACAGAGACUUGAAACCAGAAAAUAUUCUAUUGGACAAAGAUAUGAAGGUGAAGCUCACAGACUUCGGAACGGCAAGACUAUUAGAAGGUUCUUCUACCCCAGAAGGACCCAAGUACGAUUUACUUACUAGAUCAAAUUCAUUCGUCGGGACUGCAGAAUACGUGUCUCCUGAACUUUUGAAUGAUAAUUACGUUGAUUUUAGAUGCGAUAUAUGGGCAUUUGGGUGUAUCCUAUUCCAAAUGAUUGCAGGCAAACCACCAUUCAAAGCAAACAACGAGUAUUUAACUUUCCAAAAAGUCAUGAAAGUGCAAUUUGCUUUCACAGCUGGAUUCCCAAUGGUAAUAAGGGACUUGGUGAAAAAUAUUCUCAUCAAAAAUCCAGACAGAAGGUUAGUUAUCGACCAAAUAAAAGCUCACCUGUUUUAUUCUGAUAUCAAUUUCAAUGAUGGUAGCGUAUGGACGAACGAUCCUCCAGAGCUAGGGCCUUAUAAGAUUUCCGCAAGAGCACUUCAAAAGCAGGUACCAAAAGUUCCAUCAUCUCCAGCUUCUCCUUUGCCUCAAGAUCCAUCAGGGAAUUCUGGUAUCUCGUCUGCUAAAUAUUUGCAUAAGUCACCAAGAACCCACAGCUCAACUUCACAGCGGAGUAGUCCAGAUAGUUUAUCAGGUCCCAAAAAACGUGAAAUUGACCAGAGAACACAGAAAAUAUUAAACAACGUUAAAAUGAAAAUUACCCAGCGGAAUGAAAAACGGGCUGCUAUCCAGCAACAACAACAACAACAACAACAGCAACAAUCUAGUAAUGCCCAAACCCAAGGCCAGGGCGACAAUUCUCUGAAUCCAGCCACAGCCGCAGCUGCAGCACUGCACAUAAUUAAUAAACCUUCGAAUGGUGCAAUUAGAAGACAAUCAGCUUCUUCUUCUUCUGCCGGAUCUCUGAGAACCCAAAGAAAAACUAAUGUUCCAAGCCGCACUUCAAGUGCUCAUUCUUCUACUCACUCUAAAUCUGCUCCAACUACACCAUCAUCCCAGGCAAGAAAAGAGUCCCUAAGUUUACCUCCAAUGAGCAAACUUGACAUACUUUGGUCGUAUUAUCUAAAGAAUAUCAAUGAACGAGUAAUAAAGAUGGGAGAUUUAUAUGUGGCUACUGCCAAAAGUCAUAACUUAGAAAACAGAAUUAAUAAAGCGAGGCUUCACUUCUUGGAUGCUGACGGCCGGCUACAAAAAAAGAAUACUUUGUUGUCACAGGUAGUUAGGGGAGGCGGUAAUGUCACUGGGUUCCGCCAAGAGACUUCCAACUUGGUAGAAGAAGAUUUUUAUCACGAGUUUUUAAUUGAUGAGGAUAGUUUAGAAAGAAGCUUCAAAAAGAAGGUUGAGCAGGAUGAAUCAUCUGCUGAAGGAAUUUCAAAGUUGAAACACUUUUUCAGCAACCCUUCUGAAAAUUCUGCUGAGUUCUUAUCGCAGACAGAGUUUGUGAAAAGAACCUGUGUUAUUACGACUUUUGGAAGAUUUCUUUUAUUUGCUAAGAGAAACACGAUUAACCAUGCAACGGAACUCUAUUAUGAUAUUGAGUAUGAUAUCGAUUUGGCGCAACUCGGCGUAAAAAUCAAGGAAAUAAUCCCUGAAAAGAAACUGAAUUCUAAAGAUACUUUCGUCAUUCAAACUCCAUUCAAAUCUUUUGUAUUGCAAUCAGAGGAAUCAGAAACUUUAGUAUGGCUCAGUUCCCUUCUCUCUGCAGUCAAGAUUAAGAACGAACGGCACGUUCACAAGGAAGCUCCUAUCAAUGCCAUUGCUAAUAAAGCUGCAUUGCUAGCCGAACAUGAACAUGAAUCGAAUACAAAGGCUAUAGACUCUCUGGCAAUAAGCCCAAACAUCCGGCGUACUUCAAGUUUUACUACACAACGCCAGAAAAAUAGUCAUAAUGGACACCAUCCUAGUAGACCGAUCUCUGGUAGUUCUCGAAUGCUUUCUCGGAGUGAACAGAUAUUCAGACCUAGUAAGUGA
Molecule: messenger RNA, 2922 nt
Organism: Kluyveromyces marxianus DMKU3-1042
Lineage: Eukaryota; Fungi; Ascomycota; Saccharomycetes; Saccharomycetales; Saccharomycetaceae
Gene: PKH1
Product: serine/threonine protein kinase PKH1
Exons: 1
Coding region: 1-2922 (973 amino acids)
Biological process (GO): intracellular signal transduction; peptidyl-serine phosphorylation
Molecular function (GO): ATP binding; protein serine/threonine kinase activity
Source: RefSeq, a predicted model, not a curated record